This is a messenger RNA of Vigna angularis (adzuki bean), 2393 nucleotides long. RefSeq lists its product as uncharacterized. The record is from RefSeq and is a predicted model, not a curated record. Gene Ontology annotation, molecular function: DNA binding. Bases 148 to 1821 code for a protein of 557 amino acids. Lineage: Eukaryota; Viridiplantae; Streptophyta; Magnoliopsida; Fabales; Fabaceae. The transcript has 7 exons.
CGAUUGGUUCCAUUAUCCUAUUUCAAUUUGUGGUGUUCGAGCGAACAAGCUUCUUCAGAGCUGCUACUUCUUCUGCUUCUUCCUCCAAGAAAAGAAGAGGAGAUGCACUUUACGUUUGCCUGAAUUGCACCCACUCUCUGAGCUUCCAUGCCUUUGUUUGAGAUUACGAAUGCGCAACUAUCCUUCCGUUAUUCUCUGACGUUGAAGGCCCCAAUGCCGUACCAUGCGCCCAGAGGCUCCUGGAUUUGCUUGGACAGCCUUUGGAACAGAAAGGAUGCUAAGCUGAAUGUGAUUAAGGCUGUUGCCACCUUCGAACCUAACACUGUCGCUGCAAAACCACACUCCAAUCACUUGGAUGUAGUUCCUCUAACCCCUCCUUCCUUUGACCUUCAAUUUUCCGACCAAGAAACCCAACAACCUCAACCCGAUGACAGGGAGCGGUUGAGAAGAAUGAGGAUAUCCAAAGCUAAUAAAGGAAAUACGCCCUGGAACAAAGGAAGAAAGCACUCUCCUGAGACUUUACGCAAAAUCAAAGAAAGAACAAGGCUCGCGAUGCAGAACCCUAAGAUCAAAAUGAAGCUCAGUAAUCUUGGCCACUCACAAACCACAGAAACAAGACUGAAAAUUGGUGCUGGAGUGAGAAGGCGAUGGGAAGAGAGGCGUGAAAAGAAGAAGGCAGCGGAGUCUUGCUGCUUUGAGUGGAAAAAUUUAAUUGCAGAAGCUUCUAGGAAAGGCUUUGUUGGUCAGGAAGAGCUGCAGUGGAAUUCUUAUGAAACCUUGGAUGAGCAGCUGAAGCAGGAGUGGUUGAUGAGUGUUGACCAAAGGAAACAAAUGAUAAAGACAUCAGGUGGCAAAAGAGCACCCAAGUCCCCUGAGCAGAGAAGGAAAAUUGCAGAAGCCAUUAGUGCGAAAUGGGCUGAUCCUGAAUACCGUCAAAGAGUUUAUUCUGCAUUGUCCAAGUAUCAUGGCACUGAAGUUGGAGCUGAAAGGAAAGCUAGAAGAAGGCCAAAAGAUGAUACCCAACCUACGAAGAAGAAACCUACAAAAAAAAGAGACACUGUUACUAGUACUCAUGUUAAGAAUGACUCAAAAACCCAUAAGCCCAUCCUGUUGAAAAAAAGUAAAUCCCCAGCCUACAAGGAUCCUUUGGUGAAUUCUAAGCUUGAAAUGAUAAAGAAUAUUAGAGCACAGAGAGCUGCUUCGGAAACCACACAAAUUCAAGCCAUUGAACGAGCAAGACUAUUGAUUGCUGAAGCUGAGAAAGCUGCCAAGGCACUGGAGGUUGCUGCGACAAAGAGUCCUUUUGCACAGUCUUCUUUGAUAGAGACCAGAAAGCUUAUAGCUGAAGCUAUUCAAUCACUGGAAUCCAUUGAUACACAAGCUAUAACUGACAGUAAUCUUCCUUCGGUUGGUUUGAGUGAGGUCAAUCAAGAAAAAGAAUCAGCAUCUGAAGUUCUAAACCAAUCAAAAUUGGCCCCAGUAAAUGGACACACAACAUUAUCAUCAAUGGACUACAAGUUCUCUGAAAAUUUUAGCAAAUUUUCCUUGGAGAAGCCAGUUAAUGGUGAACCUGAACUUCUCCUAACCAAUGGCUGCGCAUCCUUACCUUUUAGUUUGAAUGGUCAGAUAAGCGAGUCUAGUCCAUCUAAUCAACAAAGGGAAGCUGAACAGGAUCAGAGAAGUGAAUACGAAACAGAGCCUUCUCCAAUAGUGAUGGGAAUUCAGUCCCUUGAAAAUGAGACAGUGUCUAGAUCACCUAUAGUAGUAUCUAAAAGAUGGGUUCGCGGAAGGCUCGUUGAAGUGGCUGAAGAGAAACAAUAAAAUGGGUAAAGCUUAGCUCAGUUUUCAAGCAUUAAUACAAUGCAAUGUCACAUUGUUUGUUGCAUGUUAUAUAGAUCAUAAAUGCCACAAAUAUUUUCUGCUUUAAUAGUGUGAUCAUUGCAUACUCAUCCUUUCACUCUUUGAAAUCAAGCAAGAGGUGAGUUCAAUCAGCCUCGCAACAGCCAACUACGUGUAGACAGAUCGAGGAAGACUAAAAUAGCAAUCACUAAGGGCACACUUCUAUUAGGUCACAGGAUACUUCUCUUAAUCAUGUUACAUUAAACUAAGUUAAUCAUAUGAUUGUUUUGUUACUUUACAGCGUAUGAGUUGAUUCUGUGAGUAAUUUGUAUUGUAGUUUUGUAGCCAUUGCACAGUUGAGCCCAAGCUGUGGCCAUUUUCCCUUCGGCAGGAGAAUCCAUUACACCGGGGAUCCCACCCGAAUCAUUAAGAGUAGAGCAGUGUUUAUUAAGGGUCAACCAAAUUUUCUUUUGUUUUCAAAUUCGCCCUUCAACUAAUGUAUGGCAAUUGACCAAAACUUCCAUAGAUUUGCUCCUUUUCAGUGGUACUGUUUU